AUGUCCUACCGAAAGUUCUGCGCGGAGGUUUUCGACCCCCCCCCGUUUGUGGAGUCGCCGCCGCCGCCCGAGUGGGAGCCACCCACGGGCUACGGCCAGCACUACGAGACCCUAGGAACGACCGUGGACGGCGAGCCGACCAUCUUCAUCAGCAUCGCUUCCUACAGGGACGACCUCUGCCACAACACUAUCAAGGAGGCACUGCGCAUGGCGGAGCACCCGCGGCGGCUCUUCUUUGGGGCCGUGGAGCAGAGCAUCCCGAGCCAGGGCGACCUGCCGUGCAACUUCACGAUGGUGCCGUGCGACGUCGACCCGAGCCAGCUCCUCUGCGUCUACUCGGGCCAAAUCACAGUGCACCGCGUGGAUGCCCGCGGAGCGCAGGGGCCCACGUACGGCCGGUACAGGGCGGACAGACUAUACCGCGGCGAGUACUUUGCAUUGCAGAUCGACGCCCACAUGUACUUCGUGGCCAACUGGGACACGGAGAUGAUCAAGCAGUGGAAGGCGACGGGCAAUGAGUACGCGGUGCUGACCACGUACCCAUCUGCAUACGCGCCGGGCAGCAUGGACGGCAGCGGUCAUAGCUCCCACAAGAGCACGCCGCUGAUCUGUAAGUCGGAGUUCGACGUCGACGGCAUGGUCAGACACCAGGCGGCGGGCGAGAUCUUCCCCAUGGCGUCCCUCAACGGCUCCCCGAUCCUGCAGCCCGUCUGGGCCGCGGGCUCCUCCUUCAGCCGCGGGCACCGCGUGGCGCGCGUGCCCUACGGCCUCCUCCGGCUAGUCUUCAACGGGGAGGAGACCGUCAUGGCGCUCAGGAUGUGGACCUCGGGCUACGACUUCUACACCUUCCACCACGUUCUCCUCUUCCACACGUACAACAGGAAGACGCGGCCGAAGACCUUCUGGGAGAACACGCAGCAGAACGGGCUGAAAGCUAAGACCAUGGAGAAUGUUGAGAUAAUGCUGGGGCUGCGGCGACCUCUGGCAGGGUACGACACGAAGGACAUCAGUCCCGGUGCGAAGUACGGCCUUGGCCAGAAGCGGCAGGUGUCCACUUUUCUGAGGCUGUGGGGCUACGACCUCAGGCACAAGGCGGCCCGCGACAAUUGCCCGUGGGCCUACUCGCAGGAGAUGCACAUGGACCUCACCGCGCACCUGCGGCCCGACGGCAUGGGGAUCGACUACGGGAAGGUCCCGGUCGACGAGAUCGUGCAGCGACACGGGUGGGCCGACCUGCCCUCCCAGGACCUCGCGUGGUAG
This is a messenger RNA of Prorocentrum cordatum, 1260 nucleotides long. The record is from the annotation of a GenBank genome assembly. Lineage: Eukaryota; Dinophyceae; Prorocentrales; Prorocentraceae.